Somion occarium is the source of this 1973-nucleotide messenger RNA. Lineage: Eukaryota; Fungi; Basidiomycota; Agaricomycetes; Polyporales; Cerrenaceae. The record is from the annotation of a GenBank genome assembly.
GCUUUUCCUCCAAAUUCCUCGCAGCAUGUCUUCAGCAUGUCCUUAUUCUGGGGUGUCCUCAUGAUGAUCGACACAGGAUCCUGGCGUGCUGUGGACAAAUCUCUGGAGAUUAAUUCCGGAGGACUAUACAGGGCAGCGACAAAUCCGAACAUGAACGAUGUUACAGCCCACCCGAGUUUGGUAAUUGCCUAUGAGGCAAUCUGACCCCUCUUGCCUUUGUCUAGUCUCCGUAGCUGACCAUAUGCCAAAUUAGGUAGGGAUGACAAUGACAGUCGAUCCCUUAUCUGCCAGCCUUUGUCGCAAUCCACGCCCGUCAUGCAUAGGCGUCUUUUCUAACAUCCAUACAAUGACUAGAAUAAGAUAUACAAGUGCGUGUGCACUGCUGAUCCCUCUUUCACGGUCAGAAUAGUCCGUAGACCCUCCCCACGAUCACGCAAUGGAUAAUUCACUUCUUCAUCCGGAUGCUCCGCAUGGAGAGAAGUGCGAUCUCUGAACACCAUAUAUACAGAAAGCAUUGUUUCCGUCGCUAAGGCGUAGCUACGGAAGGGGUUCUCGGCUUCUACAUGUUCACCGUUGUUUCUUCAACAGCACAUCAUUUCUAACGGAAGAGAACAAGGCAACGAGCAGAAUUUAUCCCAGUGCGUAUUUCUCCAGAUGACACCACCUCGCGUAAGGCCAUCCAUGUUUUCACGUCUUACACAAUUAUGUACUCCUCCGCAGCCGCUCCUCCAAUUUUUUCAUGCAUAUGGGUUACUUACUCCGUUUAAGCUCUUGCAGGACGCAUUAAUGAGAUGAUGGUUUCGCUCUUAGACCUCAAGGAGCGCCUUCUUGAACCUCGUGCCCACCAUGUUUUCGCCUUUACGGGCUGGGUUAUUAAACUCAUCGCCCUUUUCAAAGUACGCUCGAUAUACCUGGCCGUCGCCUGCUUGUUUCGCAAACUCGUUUCUAUUUGCCCCCACGAUGAACCUGCGUCCUUCAAGUAGGCCACGCAUUCCGCCUAUAUCAACCGAAGAUUUGUUGGAUGAGUGUCCCUGAACCUGCACGUUGCAAGACAAUUACCCUUAGUCGAAGCGACAUUGGGCAAGUUCGAACACCUGCAAACCUACGGUUAUGCUAGUUCCAAGAGACUUCAGUGGAGACAGAGUUGGUCGCACCGAAUCCUUCCAGCCAGAAAAUAAUGACUAUUCAAUGAAGCCGCAAGAGACAUUGUCUUCUACAACGAACAACUCGAAUCGGCCAGGAGUGCUAAUUUUCCCUCCGAGUGCGAUUCUCCGCGGUGCAGAGCAUCCUCCUGGAGUGUUCAGGGACUCUCGCCGCUUUGCGGUCUACGGGUUAGCUGUGACACCCUCGUGGCUUUCACGAUAUGAGGAGAAGAAGAAAGCCGACGGGGAAAACACUGAGAACCUCAAUGUUUUCAAGUUCGUCAAUUCCAAAGUAGGACUUGAACAUCGUUGUUAUAAAGCACAUGAAGUUGAUACCGGCAAGGUGUCUUGUAUCGAGGAGUUUGAUAGGCAUUUGAGCCAAGAUGAGUCAUUUGUCUUCGAUCCUUUUGUCUUCAUUUCUGGGACGAAUGACACGGAGGAGACCCACCCUUGCUCAAGCAAUGAAUCCCGCCGACGUUGAGAAAGUGAAAGAGGUCCUGGGCAUAUGGGACAAGGAGCUCUAUUGGUUUACACCAAGCUUCGCCAUGUACUGGUAACUGUUACAUUCCGAAAUCUAUCCAGGUCUUGAAAGCAAUUACUUUCGGACUUGAAUUUAGCCCUGUUGUGCAAGAGCUUCGUUCACACUCAGACUUGGCAGGAUUGCCGAACUAUCUUCCACUUCACUAUUCUCGCACAAAGCAUCUUCAUAAUGACAUAAAUACAUCGAUGUCUAUGAAGUGUAUGAUUUGUAUGCUUUGUAACCGCGAUCGAUGCUGCUAAGGUCCAAUGACUCAAUCCCAUGAUAGCCUUGUCCGGCGCUGAUCGAUAGAU